Messenger RNA from Dibothriocephalus latus, 285 nucleotides. The record is from the annotation of a GenBank genome assembly. Lineage: Eukaryota; Metazoa; Platyhelminthes; Cestoda; Diphyllobothriidea; Diphyllobothriidae.
AUGAGUGACAGGAACAUAUACUACUCCGAGAAAUAUUAUGACGAUAAGUAUGAAUACAGACAUGUGCAUUUACCGAAGGAAUUGGUUGCGAAGAUGCCAAAAAAUCGUCUGAUGACCGAGCGCGAGUGGCGUGCACUGGGAAUCCAACAGUCAGUCGGCUGGGUGCACUACAUGAUUCAUGAACCGGAGCCCCAUAUAAUUUUAUUCCGUCGCCCACGUACGGAUCUUCCUGCUGCUGGACCCGCAAGCGUUGGCAUGGCAGAAAAAACGCAUCUUCACGCGUAA